This is a messenger RNA of Encephalitozoon romaleae SJ-2008, 1161 nucleotides long. RefSeq names its product protein prenyltransferase subunit alpha. Gene Ontology annotation, molecular function: protein prenyltransferase activity. The record is from RefSeq and is a predicted model, not a curated record. The transcript has a single exon. The coding region runs from base 1 to 1161 and encodes 386 amino acids. Gene Ontology annotation, cellular component: cytoplasm. Gene Ontology annotation, biological process: protein prenylation. Lineage: Eukaryota; Fungi; Microsporidia; Unikaryonidae.
AUGAGCUUCACAUCUUUCUUUGUAACUAAAAACUCUUUUCCUCCAGACUUGACCUUGCGACACUUCUUCGUGGGCCUUCUUCCCAGAAAUCUCUCAAUCCGGUCCAUCUUAUCAAAGGGUACUUUAUUCGAAGCCAACACCAUUCUAAGACGGAUAAAUCUCUGGAGAAAAGAAACUAAUCCCCGAAUGAUUAUACACAAUGUCGAGGAGGGAGAAUACAUCGAGGAUAAUGAUGCAUUUGACAGACUUCUGAAACUAAGAUCCAAAGAAGAGUCAAUAGAAAAGCAUAAGGAAAUCGUCCAGCUGGUUUCUGACGACUACUUCUCCUGGAACAAGCUUAAAGAGUAUCUCCUGGCAAAUCCCUCGGACUUUCGAAGCCAGCUCAAGGUUUGUGAAAAUUCUCUGAGAAGCAAUCCUAAGUCUUAUCAGCCUUGGCACCACAGGAAGUUCAUGAUGAAAAACUUUCAAAGGCAAAGGGAGAAAUACCUCGACAGAGAAGACUUUCUUACAAAGCUUCUGCUUGACUCAGACCCAAGAAACUUCCAUUGUUGGAAUUAUAGGAUGUCCAUUCUCAACACCAAGACAGGAAGGGAUUUAUUCAAUUACUCAUAUCUACACCAUCACCAAGACUCAGAAGAUCCUCUUUCCAUUAUAUAUACCGAUCCUCUAGAUCCAACCUCCUGGGAAUACUUCUACCUGUGGAGAGAAAGAAAGAGGAUGAGGAAUGGCCUAUACAUUAGAAGAUACAAGGAUCAUCUAGAGAUUAGGUUUUCAAAGCCUUUUCAAGGUCAGAUUAUUUUUGAAGCAGACAAGACUAGAAAAAUAGUAGCUUCCGAGCUUGACACUAGGAUCAUCGUAAUAGAAGAGACUAUGGGAGCUCUUGAUAGUUUCUGGGUGAUAAUGAAUGGAGAGACUGUAUACCUUAGCCUUGAAGAUGAAGGCUUUGGAUUUGUACACGAAAUCCUUGAAGUUGAGCCUGAGUGUUGUGGUGCAUUAUUAAUGCUUCUAGAUUACAUUAAGGAAGAAACAGAAAGAAUCAGCAUUAUAGAGAAAAUCAUAAGUUUAGAUCCAAUUAAGAAGAACUAUUACAACACUUUGUGUGGGAGGUUCUAUAGUGUAUAUGUCCCAGAGCCAGAAAAGUACUUCAAAAAUAAAGGAUGA